GAUGGCAAAACCAGUGCCAAAUCUCAUUAAAAAUUACCCAGAAGGUCAACUGCAUUAUUUGUUUACGAAAAUAUUAACUGCUUCAGAUAUCAAGUAUGGCUUAAUACUCAUGGGACAAGCUUCAAAGGACUAUCUACAGGGCUGUAAAGAUCAAAGAGUUAAGACCAUACUUCAUACACCAGCUUUAUCCCAACCUGUGUUCUUCAAGUCCUGUGAUAGGAUGAUGUCACUAUGCCGGAGUGGUUGGGGUGUGAUUGUUAGAGGUAAUGGCUUUGUUGCUGGUGAUAUAAUUAAUUGCUGGUUUGCUUAUGAUGAAGAAAGCAGAGUCCUAAACUUGAUCAUGGAAAGGGCUGCCAAUGAGAGUGCUGGACCAGCUGCCCAGCAAGCUGAGGCUGGUGGAGAUGCCGGACAAGCAGCCGGGGCGGGUGGAAAUGGGAAGGGUGGUCAGCAGUGACGUCCCUGAGCUUGCAGAUAAUUAGUGAACGAUAUUGCAUUGAUUAUAUUAGUUUAUGUCCUUCUACUAAGGCUUGCUGAUGUCUUGCAUGCCACUCCCAGAGGCUAAGGAGCACUUGUUGCUACUAAGGCAGCCUGCAGAACCCGAUUCUGAUCGAUUUACGUAUAACUU
Messenger RNA from Populus euphratica (Euphrates poplar), 625 nucleotides. RefSeq lists its product as uncharacterized. The transcript is spliced from 2 exons. NCBI's taxonomy places the organism in Eukaryota, Viridiplantae, Streptophyta, Magnoliopsida, Malpighiales, Salicaceae. The coding region runs from base 2 to 454 and encodes 150 amino acids. The record is from RefSeq and is a predicted model, not a curated record.